AUGACUGAAUACUGUGCAGUGCAAUCAAAGCUGGCGACAGUGCCCAGACGCUAUGUUUCUGAUUAUUUUUCUGAAAGUCAGAGCCCAAGCACCCAAUCGCAGCGUCUAGAUGUCAACAAACUGAUCAGGUCAAAUUUUCUCGAUUGGCACCACAAUUUGAGAAUUGUUCUCAAAUAUGAGAAAAUGGAUUAUGUCCUUGAGCAACCUUUUCCAAGAGUACCUACUAAAAACUCGAUUGAGGAAAAUGUGGCUGCUUAUAAUGAACACAGUGAUGACAAUAAUACUGUAGCAUGUAUGAUACUUGUAGCUAUAUUGUCUGAGUUGCAAAAGCAACAUGAGUGUAUAAAUGCUUUCACUGUGAUUUUUCAUCACAAGAAGUUGCAUGAUGAACAAUCACAUAUGGAAAGUUAUGAGACUACGAGAAACUAUAUUGAUGUAAAAUGGCAAAAAGAUUUUUAG
This is a messenger RNA of Olea europaea var. sylvestris, 459 nucleotides long. RefSeq lists its product as uncharacterized. NCBI's taxonomy places the organism in Eukaryota, Viridiplantae, Streptophyta, Magnoliopsida, Lamiales, Oleaceae. The transcript is spliced from 2 exons. Bases 1 to 459 code for a protein of 152 amino acids. The record is from RefSeq and is a predicted model, not a curated record.